AGAACAUAUAAUGUACAUGUAAUUAGUUACUCACAUAAUAGCAAAGCUGUUUCAGAGAAAAAGUAUUUUGAUACAAACUUCAAAGCCUCUCAUAAUAUACUCCAUCGCAAAAUGCUCAAUAAGUAAAAGUGUUAAUUCUUGAGCUUCCUGUCAUUAGUUUUGUCAUCAAUAUCAGCAAACAAGUUUACUACAUCUUUAUGCUAUAUAUACAUAUCUUUUUAACAUUGUACACUGCUUCUAUGUACCAGAACUAACAAGAUGCCUGAAUGAAUACAAUAUUGCGACAAAGUAAGGGGAUUUUGCGGUCUAUCUGGUAUCCUAUGUGAUCUUUUUUGUUUUUUUUGUCCAGUUUAAAGAUUAGUACAAUAUUGAAGGCGUAAUAAGCUAAAAACUCACCUGUUUCUACAUCCAUAGCUUCCAUUUUCGAAAUAUCACUUGUCUAGAAAAACGACUGAAGGUACGGCUACCAUCAGGACGAGGAAGUUCAUGACCAACAGACUGUUGGCUCGAAAACAAAUGGUAGUAGAUGUCUUGCACCCAGGACAGCCCUCUGUUAAAAAAACAGACAUUAGGGAAAAACUAGCCAAGAUGUACAAGGUAACCCCAGAUGUAGUAUUCGUAUUUGGAUUCCGUACGAACUUUGGUGGUGGCAAAUCAACAGGCUUUGGCCUAAUCUACGACACCUUAGAUUUUGCCAAAAAAUUUGAGCCUAAACACAGGCUGGCUAGGCAUGGACUAUAUGAGAAGAAACAGCAGACACGUAAGCAGCGUAAAGAAAGGAAGAAUAGGAUGAAGAAAGUAAGGGGUACAAAGAAGGCCAAAGUUGGUGCUGCUUCCAAAAAGGGCAAGAAAUAAUGAGUUAUAAAGAGUAAGAAGAUAUGAAUUUGGCAAGCUUUCCUGCAUUGUAUGGCCCAUAUCCACAAUCCAUGGAGAUUCUACAUAUGUGUUGUACAAUUCAAAAGCUGUUGUUAUUAAACCAACACCUUUUUACAUAAAAUAUAUUUAUAAGUAAUAGUUAUUUCAUUUUUCCUACAAAAAUAGAAAUAAAGAUGUACUCAAAAUAAA
Acanthoscelides obtectus is the source of this 1065-nucleotide messenger RNA. The record is from the annotation of a GenBank genome assembly. NCBI's taxonomy places the organism in Eukaryota, Metazoa, Arthropoda, Insecta, Coleoptera, Chrysomelidae.